UUUGGUACACUCAGCAUCCUGGUCCAGCCCGGGCGAUGCGGCAGUCAGGAUAGCAGCGUCUCGACGCGAACAUUCCGCGCGACAUCUGCCGAACACGGCGCUAAACAUCGCGACGGACUCUAGCCUUAAAUUUGCCGAACUCUAGUGCCGGGUUUUCAGACGCUGGCUGAGCUUAUGAGGAAUUGAAAUCUAAUAUUUGCAGGGACACGAGUGUGGAUGCUAGUGUUUAAUGGGAUUGCACUGACUCAAGGUGGUGCAUUCGAAGCAAGAUUAACGACGCUGUGAAACUGAGUCCUUUUCAAUUCCAGAUCGGGAUGAAGAAUGAAUCGAGGAUAAAUUCGCGAACAAAGGCAACAAAACUUAAAGGCUGAUUAUUCAAUUUUCGAGUUUCUGGCGAAAUUGGGUUUCGCGUACAAUGACGGAAUUGUUAAAGAGCGCAUAGACUGCAAAAAUCAAAACAGAGAUGAGGAGCAAGACGGCGAGCUCGCUGACAAUGGACACAAUUGACGAAUUUCGCCCGAGUUUGAUAUGAGUAGAGCCGGAUAAGAGACAGAUGCGAACAUGGACUUCUCUAUAAAGUAGUCGGGAGUUGGCAGCGGAAGUUUCGACAUACGGCGCAGGAAAUUCAGAAAUGGACAUGUUUCGGUAACAGAUGGUCAUGGCUUGUGGGUCCUCGAUAUUUUAAUGCAAAGCUCGUCUCAAAAGCUCCAAUAUAGAUAGAUGCCCCUAUUUCCCAUAAAAUUAAAUUUGGUUUCUCGUCUUUACCUUUUUGUUCGCUUAAUUGAAACUUAAUUAUGUGAUGAGAAAAUGGAAUGCUCCACGAAGGACUCCCGACAGCAUGUUCCUCGUUAGAGGUGUCUUCAAUGGAAAAUCCGACGCACAAAUUAAGCCCCUCGGAACCCACCCUCAAGAUCGAAACCUGGAGUAAUCCUCCGGCAGAGGGAUAAUGAGGCAGCAGAGCCGUGAGCGUCUACGGUGGUGGUGACACCGUCAUGCGUGUGCAACGAACGCUUCUUUCGAGACAGUUGAGUUCCGUUUCCGCGUUUUUCUGUGCCAUGUGGGUGAUUGUGGUAGUGAUCCUUGUGGAGGAUUCGGGCGCCGGCGCCUCGCUCCUGGUGCACAAGUACAGCACGAGGGUGGUGCGGACUAAAUAUGGGCCCCUCAGGGGCGUCAUGAUUCACAUCAAUCCACCCGUCGAGGCGUUCCUUGGGGUUCCCUACGCGACGCCCCCCGUCGGCAGUCUUAGGUAUAUGCCACCAGUAACGCCUUCGAUAUGGAAGAACACGCGUCUUGCGGAUCGCUUCGGAGCCGUGUGUCCGCAGCGACCGCCGGAUAUAGGAAACAGGUCGGAAGCCCUGCUGGAAUUCCCCCGAGGAAGACUGCUGUAUUUGGAGAAACUCCUGCCUCUACUUGCCAAUGAAAGCGAAGACUGCCUCUAUCUCAACCUCUACGUGCCCAGAACCGCCACUGGCGAAGAGGAAACCAAUCCGUUGCCUUGUGUAGUUUACGUGCAUGGUGAGAGCUACGAGUGGAACUCGGGCAAUCCCUACGACGGAACUGUGCUCGCCUCCACGGGGAGGGUCAUCGUCGUCACCAUCAACUUCAGAUUAGGAGUGCUAGGUUUUCUUAAGACGGGUACUAAAGGCAGUGCCCAGGGGAACUUCGGUCUAAUGGAUCUGGUAGCAGGGUUGCACUGGCUUAGGGAAAAUCUCCCGGCCUUCGGAGGUGAUCCCGAGAGGGUGACUCUGAUGGGUCACGGCACCGGUGCCGCCCUCGUCAACUUUAUAGCUGUGUCUCCUGUAGCAAAAGAGCUCUUACAUCGAGUCAUCUUGUUAAGUGGCUCGGGACUGAGUCCCUGGGCGCUCCAGAGGGAUCCUCUUUCGGUCAAACGCAGUGUUGCUGAACAUACCAACUGUCAUGGAGACCUGCACGAGGACGAUCUGGCGCCCUGUCUCAGGAAGAAGCCCUUAGACGAGCUGCUCAAAGUCAGGAUAGACUCGCCUAGGUUUCUCCCCGGUUUCGCCCCCUUCAUCGACGGCACGAUCCUCCUGAACCCCAGCAGCGCCCCUCCGGCCGGUAGCACAUCGACAGUGGCGACAUCUGCCGGAUACGAACUGGCUGAUUUUCCGGAGCGCGACCUUUUGUUUGGUUUAACGAGUACGGAAUCGUAUCUGGAUUUGAACGCGCAAGAUCUCGAGUUCGGGUUUAACGAAACGAGGCGUGACAGAAUCUUGAGGACAUACGUGAGGAACUCUUAUUAUUACCACUUGAACGAGAUAUUUUCGACCCUUAAGAACGAGUACACCGACUGGGAGCGGCCCACUCAGAACCCCCUCAGCGUGAGGGACGCCACCCUGGACGUCCUCAGCGACGGACACACGGCGGCGCCCCUCAUCAGGGUGGGCUAUCUGCACUCGAUGCGCGGCGGAAAGACGUUUUUUCUGCACUUCCAGCACCAGACCGGAGACAGGGAUUUUCCAAUGAGGGCCGGCAGCGUGCGAGGCGAGGAUCUCCCCUACAUCCUCGGCCUUCCUUUGAUUGGCGGCGGAUCAUUCUUUCCACACAACUACAGCCACAGCGAUGUAACAGUUUCGAAAACUCUCAUCCAUUACAUCAGCAAUUUCGCCAGAAAGGGGGACCCAAAUGGCGCCGUUCCAAAUGCAUCAGCGUCAGAAGCCAAGAACUCGCAAAAAGGACACGAAGAAAUGAACACGCCUUACUGGGACACGUAUGAUACCAUCAACCAACUCUACUUGGAACUAGGAAACCGUCCGGAGAUGAGAAAUCAUUACCGAGGACAUAAAAUGUCACUCUGGUUGAAUCUCAUACCCCAACUGCACCGACCUGGCGAAGGAGACGAUGUUUCAAUGAGGCAUCAUCAUUUCCAGGAGGAAGAUGAGCAGUAUUAUGACGGGUCCGUCCGUCCCCAGACGAAGGAGAAGCCGCCGCUGGUGCACGUGAUAGCCGCGCCGCCCCCAGCGACAACGGUGCGUGUUCCCCCGGCCACGACAUCGCUGCCACCGCCGCCCCCAAAGUCCGACACCGCCCUCCAAGCCACGACGACCGAAUGCCCCCCUAAUAACACCAUUAUCGUCCCAAGCGUAAGCAAGAACAACAACAACUUGCUCAGGAAACUAGCGUCCAGUCACUACCAAAGUUACACAACAGCCCUCACUGUAACAAUAGCAGUGGGCUGUUUCCUCCUCUUGCUGAACAUCGUGAUAUUCGCCGGCAUCUACCACCAGCGCGACCGCAGCAAAAACAAAAAGAAAGAAGAACUCGCCGAAGCCGGAAGCUGCAGCAGUUCUUCCGGUGAAAACUACGACAAGGCCUUCGAAUCCCGCCAGAUUUCCUACGAAUGCGGGGGGAAAUCGCCCUACGAGAUAUCGAGGGGCAGCUUCAAAACCUCGUACGGGGGGGAGUUCAGCUGCGAUAAACGGCUGGAAGUGCAGAUGACGGAGCUGCCGCUCCAGGAGUUCAACUCCUCGCCGCCGCCGGCCAAGAGGAUAGAGAGCUACCCGCCUGAUGUCACGUCCACUAACCAGGAGAAGCCCCCGGUGACCAGUCCGGGGAUCCCCGAGCCGCCACCGCCCCCCAAAGGACAGCCGCCGGCUGCCUGCAACCAGACAGGGAUUCUGAGGGCGCAAGGAGCCCCCACUACGCCAGGAACUAUGAAAAAACGCGUCCAAAUACAAGAGAUUUCUGUUUGAGUGUCAGGUUUCUGUUGUGGACUAAUCAAAAUAUUACAACUGAAAAUCAAAAUCAUAUCGGACUGAACUUGAUUUUUAAAAUAGUAAUCGCACUGUGAUUGUCAGAAAUUUAUUGUCAUGCGUUCAGACGUGACGGUUUUAUUGAAGGACCGGUUUUUGUUGCCUUUGGAUCUAUUGAAAUAGGUGGCAUAGUCAGAGGGCCAAACGUUAAGUUUGAACCGCUUUUUAAAUAAAAAUCAAAAUGUUUUUAAUUGCUAUGUAAUUUAUAAAAUUAUGAUAAACUGUUGCGCUUUUUUGAGAUUGGUGUUGAAUCUAUAAUUUCUCAUCUACACACAAAAAAUGCGUAAACAGCAGAGGAUUAAAUACUGCGGAAUAUGAUGCUUUGAUAUUGAUUAAAAAAAUAAAAGGUAUGGCUGUGGGACACCAAAAACUAAUUCUUUUUUUAUAUAAAAAUUACAGUCUUACAGCCAGUUGUGGGGAAUUUAAUCCUCUAUCCUGUGCACUAUUAAUUUCUUAUUUUACUGAACUGGAAAUAUAUUAAUUUCUGUGUGAGUCCAAGGAUUUGGGACACCUGAUUUUUAAAUAAACUUAAUUUAAAACCAGCACACUUAACACAACUUCUUUAAAUAAAAUAAUUUAAACAAAUAUUUAAACCGAAAAUGGGACGCGUAAAUUGAUUCAGAAUAACUUAUUUUUUGAUUCAAUUCUCUCCAUAUGCAAAGUGUAAAUCGAAGUACUGAUCAAAUUAUGGGAGGGUAUUUGUGAACAUGUAUUAAUUACAAACGUAUGUGCUCAAACCAAAACAUUUGUGUUUAUUUAUUUCGAUCAUCUGCAUUGUUGAUUUGGUUUCGCAAUCAGUCAUUUUAACUUGUUUAUUAGAGCGCUAAACUUUACUAAAAUUUGUUAAUCGAAAACGAAGAAGCUGCGCUGCUUUCUUAAUAAAUAUUUAAAUUUCAUUACGUUGGGUCUGAAUAAAUUUCAACUUAAUCUGUGUUUAUAGAGUUCAUAAUCCACGAAAAAAUUGUUCUUGUGUAACUUAUACCAAUCAAAUAAAAUUAAUCUUUCCCUUGGUGUGUUUGAUUAUGACGGAGCUGAUGACACAAUUAAAAGCGAUUUUAUUAUUUAAUGUUUUUUUAAUCUUCACUUUUAUGUGUGCAUGUCGCACCCAAUAAAAACCGUUUACCGCGUCUGUGAUUUUUCUAUAAGCAAUGCCACACUUUUUUCCAUAAUUUAAUGCAAAAGUAUACGAUCAGUGCGGACCAAAACUGCAUCAAUAAACCCAUUUGUUCGAAAAGCGGCGUCAAAAUAUAUUUUGUAUCAAGAUUGGCACCCGACUAUGCUAUCUAUGGUUGUUUUGUUUUCCGGCGGUUCAGAGUUUCUAUUAAAAAUCUAGGAAUUGAGUUAUGUACACUAAAAUAAUUUUAGCUUGCAUUUUGAAACAAUAAAGCCAAGUGUAACGAGGGAUUUGUUUAAUUUUAUGACAAAGUAUUAUGGCACGGUGGUGCUACUUGUAAAUUUCUAUAAAUAAACAAAGUGCUGAAUCAAAA
Tribolium castaneum (red flour beetle) is the source of this 5257-nucleotide messenger RNA. RefSeq names its product neuroligin 2. NCBI's taxonomy places the organism in Eukaryota, Metazoa, Arthropoda, Insecta, Coleoptera, Tenebrionidae. The coding region runs from base 993 to 3710 and encodes 905 amino acids. The record is from RefSeq and is a predicted model, not a curated record. Gene Ontology annotation, cellular component: postsynaptic membrane; synapse; plasma membrane. Gene Ontology annotation, biological process: modulation of chemical synaptic transmission; postsynaptic membrane assembly; neuron cell-cell adhesion. The transcript is spliced from 12 exons. Gene Ontology annotation, molecular function: signaling receptor activity; neurexin family protein binding.